Lontra canadensis (Northern American river otter) is the source of this 1972-nucleotide messenger RNA. It is a transcript of the gene DOK1, whose product is annotated as docking protein 1. Gene Ontology annotation, biological process: cell surface receptor protein tyrosine kinase signaling pathway; positive regulation of MAPK cascade. Bases 78 to 1529 code for a protein of 483 amino acids. The record is from RefSeq and is a predicted model, not a curated record. The transcript has 5 exons. Gene Ontology annotation, cellular component: cytoplasm. NCBI's taxonomy places the organism in Eukaryota, Metazoa, Chordata, Mammalia, Carnivora, Mustelidae.
CUCCGGUGGCCCGGCCCCGCCCCCUCCCCGCCCCUAGCCCGCAGGGCCAGGAAGCGCGGAAGGAACCGCCGGGGGCCAUGGACGGAGCCGUGAUGGAAGGGCCGCUCUUUUUGCAAAGUCAGCGUUUCGGUACUAAGAGAUGGAGGAAGACCUGGGCGGUACUCUAUCCUGCCAGUCCCCACGGCGUAGCGCGGCUCGAGUUCUUUGACCACAAGGGGUCGAGCUCUGGAGGCGGCCGAGGGGGCUCGCGCCGCCUGGACUGCAAGGUGAUUCGUCUGGCGGAGUGUGUGAGCGUGGUCCCCGUGUCAGUGGAGAGCCCCCCUGAGCCUGGCGCCGCAGCUUUCCGCCUGGACACCGCGCAGCGCUCCCACCUGUUGGCGGCGGACGCGCCGUCCACCGCUGCGUGGGUGCAAACACUGUGCCGAAAUGCCUUUCCGAAAGGCAGCUGGGCUCUGGCGCCUGCGGAGAACCCACCCAAGCUUUCUGCCCUGGAGAUGCUGGAGAACUCGCUGUAUAGCCCCACCUGGGAAGGAUCCCAGUUCUGGGUGACAGUGCAGAAGACCGAAGCCGCUGAGCGCUGUGGCCUGCAGGGCUCCUAUGUGCUGAGGGUGGAGGCCGAGAGGCUGACUCUCCUGACCAUGGGGGCUCAGAGUCAGAUACUGGAGCCACUUCUUUCCUGGCCUUACACUCUGUUGCGGCGCUAUGGCCGGGACAAGGUCAUGUUCUCUUUUGAGGCUGGUCGCCGCUGCCCUUCGGGCCCUGGAACCUUCACCUUCCAGACCGCACAGGGGAAUGACAUCUUUCAGGCAGUUGAGACUGCUAUUCACCGGCAGAAGGUCCAGGGAAAGGACGGGCAAGGGCAGGAUAGUCUCAAAGCCGAUUCCCAUGAAGGAGAAGUGGCAGAGGGGAAGUUGGCAUCCCUGUCUGGCCCCCAGGAGCUCUUGGGCAGCCCUCCCACCGUGUAUGCUGAACCCUUAGACUCCUUGCGCAUUCCUCCAGGCCCUUCCCUGGAUUCCCUAUACUCAGACCCCCUGGACAGCACCCCUGCUCGGGCAGGGGAGGGAGUACCGUUCAAGAAAUCUCUUUAUUGCGACUUGUACGAGCACGUGCAGCAGCAGUUGCUGAAGGCCAAACUGAUGGACCCCAAAGAGGACCCCAUCUAUGAUGAACCCGAGGGCCUGGCCCCGGCUGCACCCCGGGGCCUUUAUGAUCUGCCUCAGGAGCCCAAGGAUGCGUGGUGGUGCCAGGCUCGGAUGAAGGAGGAGGGCUACGAGCUCCCCUACAACCCUGCCACUGAUGACUACGCUGUGCCACCGCCCCGGAGCACAAAGCCCCUCCCCGCUCCCAAGCCCCGGGGCUUGGCCUUCGCUGAACCUAGAGCUGCAGCUGGUGGUGGCAGCAAAGGCCACAGCUCAGACACUGUCCUGUACAGCCAGGUCCAGAAGAGCAGAGCCUCAGGGAGCUGGGACUGUGAGCUGUCUAGAACAGGGGCUGACAGGACGGGGGUCAAGUCAGAGGGCUCCACAUGACAGAUGGGGCAAGGCUGGGGUUGCUGAUAGGACCACCAUAGGAAGGUGGCACUGGGGAUCAAAGAAACCUAUUAGAAUCUGCAGGGACCAGAAGGCUGGCGGGUCCUGUGUAAGCCAGCCAGGGGAAUGGAGGGAUCAGGGGAGUCAAGGGGAGGAUGUUCAAUCUCAAGAAGUCCUGGAAGUGGGACAGUUGGCAGGGGUGAGGGAUGGGACCCGGGAGAGACCAGCACCCCCAAGUUAUCCUCCCCAAAGGAAUGGACAGCUGCUGGACUAGGUCUGUGAAAAGGGGUGCUUGGUCUGAGUUGGUGCAGUUAGAGGGGCCUGCAUGGAGGCUCUAGGGUGAUGCUGGACUGUGCCCGGAUCCUCACCCCUGCAUUAUUCUUUUCCAGAGACCUAGAUUUUAAGAAGUUUAUUCUCAUUAAAGUCAGCUUGGGUUUAAGAGG